UACUUGUCACUUGAAUUUUACCAAAAAUUUUUUUCAGUGAUUAGUUGCGAUUAGAGUUUUGUUGUUAUGCCGGUUCCGCACAUUUCAAAAAAAUGUCCCUUUGUGAUUAUAACAAUCUGAAAGAAUGGGCCCCCUUGACCGACUUAUUCACCAAGUUACCGACAAAAAUCCAGAAUGGGCUUUUCACUCAAGAGGUGAAAUUGACUUGUUUGGAUGUCUUACCGGAAUUUCUAGCACUGGGGACAAAUGUGGGGCUUGUUUAUUGGUACGAUAGAAAAAAGAAGGAUUUACAACGACUUCGUUGCGAGAAACAAAACGUGCAAAUAACUGUGGUUCGGAUUAUCUCAACUGUUGAUUUUAUGGUAGCUUGUGGGAGUAAUGAUGGAAGUAUAAAUAUUUUUCAAAUACCGAAAUCGCAUCCUGAUUCAAUUCCGGAGAAUUUGAGACCGAAAAGUAAACAAGUGGAGAGGUUUACAGUGUCGGAUUUGCAUAAAUGUGCAGUGACGGCGAUUGAGUGGUCGAAAAACGGAAUGAAACUCUUUUCAGGGGACAAAAACGGUUGUAUUGUCCUCACAGAAAUCGAUUUUUACAUGCACAUUUGUAAAUCAGUGGAAAUUUUAAAUGAAUCCUAUGAAGUGGUACAACUCAGUUACAGCCAACAACGACUCUUAGUCUCAACAACAUACAGAAGUAUCAUUUGUCAAAGACAUGGUAAAUGGAAAGUGUGUCAAGUGGGCAAGAAAGAUAGGAAAAUUUUAGGCCCUUUUGGGGGUUUAAUUCACCAAAAUGGCCCUAAAACCAACGAUGCUGUUUUGUAUUGCACCAGACCGGGACUGAGAAUUUGGGUGGCCGAUUGUGACGGGAAUGUUAAUAAAACUCUCUUAUUUAAGGAUCUGCUGAAAAAAGAAUGUACUGAAGUGCCAAUAAUCAAUCCGAUUUCUCGAAAUUUAAAAAUGCUCAAGCCGUUGAAAGAACCUUCAUUUGGGGUCCUCCUCCCUUUCAGCCAUAAUUUGCUUUUAACGUACAAUAAUGACGUUAUUUACGUCCUAGAUCCGGAACAAAUGACAAUUAUCUCAACUAUGAGCCAUUUUCGAAGUGUGUUGUGUGUGGCCACCCACAAAGACGAGAUUUUUAUCCUUGAAGAAGAUCGAAGUGUUGUUCGAAUUUCGUACAAACCGGAAGAAACUUUCGAUUGUGUGAAUUCGGCGUCACCUGUCGCUAGUAUGUUUCUUCCAAUCACAACGUCCCUUAAAGAUAUUACAACUAAACUCCAGAGUGGGGGUAAACUCCCAGCCCCCCCAAAUAUCCACACCGAUGAAUCUCUUAUUAUGAACGCUGAAGAAGCCAAGGAAUCCCCGAUUAAAACACGUCCCGAAAUCGAGAAAAGAUUCAACGAUAUUGGUCGACAACAAUUCGAGGAGAAAAUCUUGUAUAGGAAGAGUAGACACCGAAAGAGGAUGUGUGCGAGUAUGAGUAGUUUGAGUUCGAAUAGUUCCGAAGAGAAGGAAGGGAUUAAACCGACUUUGAUGACGUUGAGUUCGGUGGGGGUUUUACCCGAUUUGAGGAGUCCCGAAUCGAUACAGAACGAUAUCGAGUAUAAAGAGAAGAUUCUUGCCGAUAUGUUGAGUUUAGAUACGAUUAAAAUAUCAUUAGAUCAAUUACAAGAGAAUAAUAAGAGCUGUGAUGAUGAUUUAAAUGAAUCCAAUAUUGAAAGCAUUCCGGAAGUUAGUCCACCACAAAGUUGUAGAAAAAGUAAUGGGGACAAUGAUACACCCCCUGUGUGUUUGAACAUUCCGAAUGAGUGGAAAUUGGCCGAUAUUCAGUUAAAUGUUAAAACUGAACCAGUAAAUGUGAAAAAUGAUACGUCAGUCGCUGAUAAUUCGUUAACGGAUUGGGAAAUCAUAUAAAGUGGGUCACGGUUACGUACAAUUCGGACUGUAUUUCUAAUUUUUUACUAGUCAUUUAUUUUAUUGUGCAAUUUAGUACUCGAUUUUUAACGUAUGAGCCAAAAAUAUGAUUUAUACGUGAGGCUCUCUUAUUUUUUGCUCAUAUGGGCUUAGGGAAAUAAAAUUAUAGUUGAAGUGAGAUUUAUUAACAAAUAAAUAAAUAUUUGGAACAAAUUUAUAGUUAUGUAUGCAGCCAAUUAUACACGUCCGGGUGUAUUUCUAACAGAUUGGUAUUUCUUUUUUUUACACUUUCAAUUUUUAUUAAUUUUCACUUGUUAUAAAGCAAUUUAGUGCCCAAAAGCCAAAAUUUAUCACAAAAUGCGUUUUUUUUUUUAUACCAGCU
Messenger RNA from Tribolium madens (black flour beetle), 2289 nucleotides. RefSeq names its product WD repeat-containing protein CG11141. NCBI's taxonomy places the organism in Eukaryota, Metazoa, Arthropoda, Insecta, Coleoptera, Tenebrionidae. The record is from RefSeq and is a predicted model, not a curated record. The transcript is spliced from 7 exons. Gene Ontology annotation, molecular function: protein binding. The coding region runs from base 93 to 1907 and encodes 604 amino acids.